AUGCCUGGGCUGAGCAUAGACGUCUUGAAGCAGGGUAGAGAUUUGAAUCUCUGCUUCGUGGGGCUCGAGGGCGUGAGAGUCGUCUUCGAACUCCCUGGCUGUGACGGGCAGGCCAAGCCAGACGCUUCGAUAGAACCACCAUCCAGCAGUCAGAUAGCCCCCGAGACUUCGCUCGCCCCGUCGAAAGGAUCCUCUGCAUCUUCUAGUAUGCAAUUUCCUGCGAAUGGGGAUAGCAACAAGCAAAUGCACACACCAGCAUCACAAGAGGACUCAGUCAAGCUGUGUUCGACAGCACUACUAUCCGGCCGCCAGGGUCCCGAGACUUUGCUCACCCAGUCAACAACAGCGCUAGAAUCUCGCCCAAUUCAAGCACACGCAAUCCCAGAUAAGAACAGCAGCCAGCAGCCAAACAAGCCAUCUCAGGUCUCCUCGGCGGCGAGUACUCCGUUUCUCAAUACUCCAGAACCUGCCACUUCAGCCAAGUCUUCGCAAAUAUGCUCCCCUUCGUUGGUAGGUCUCGACGCCGGGCAUCCAGUUCCCAGACCAGUCCCCAGACCAACUACCGCAGUUGCUAUUGCCAUGAAGGCUACCUCACUCAGUCCCACCUCGGUUACGUCAACAUUCACUAAGGCGGCAUCGUCCCGGCCACAAGUGCCAGCAAUUACGGGGAAAAGGCCAUCCGACGCUCCAGCAUCAGCACGAUUGGAAAAGAAAAUCAAGCUUGAAGGAUAUACGGUGUCUAACGUGACAGCGCCCGAUCAGCGUUACGGUAUGCUGGGAUAUCUCAAAGAUAACCCCGUCAUCAAAGCCGAAGAAUCAGCCACCACAGCAGCCGGAUCUACUAAUUCUGGGUUGAAGACAUCUACUGUCACUCAAACCCAGUCCGUGGGAACUGACACAGUGUCCGGAGAUAGAGUGAAUCGAGGUCUUCAAGCACCACCUGAUAUGGCUGGCACAGUCAGCGUCGCAAUCCCCAAGGCCUCGCCAGAUUUAACGAUACAGCUUGAGCUCCUGGAAAAGAAAGUUGGGAAUACGAUGAAGAUGUUGAAAGACUUGAAGGGACCCGGUUGUUUUGGCGAAGAAUAUCUCACGACGCGGCGUCGUUCUUGGAGCAGUUUUCUAAUGGCAUUCCGAGAAGUAGAAAGCCUAAAGGCCAAGCAAGCCGAGUCUAAGAAGGCGCAAAAUCUACUGAGCAUUCAAAUUGCUGGCAAGGCUACGGAAGUGGUGGCCGAGGAGAAAACACAGUCUCGAGGAGAAAUGGAUGACAUAUAUGUCUAUGGCUAUAAGACUAUCCCUAUAUUAGGCAUCAGAACAUACGGGAAGCUUCACAUUGACCUGAAAGCUCGGUUGCUGCACUGGAAAUACAUCAACGAAUCCCGCUCUGAGCGUGUCGAUCUCUUCCCAAGCACGAAAGUGUCUUUGACCCGCACCAGUCCUGGAAUCCUACUGCUGGAACUCCGCACUUGUCGGAUGGGAAAAGGAACUUACUUUUCCAUCAAUGUCUUUGACGACCACAAGGUGCAUGGCGUGACUCGCAAGAGCGGCAACCCGGAUUACAGGAUGUCACAUACGGAGAACAACAGGUGGGUCUAUCCUGGCGUGGAGGAAAUCAUCAAAUCCUGCCGGCCACUCAGCGCGGCGAAGAGCAAGAUUGCCAUUUCCAGCGCGGCGACAGGAGUCAAGCCAUCAUAG
Messenger RNA from Mytilinidion resinicola, 1692 nucleotides. RefSeq lists its product as uncharacterized. Lineage: Eukaryota; Fungi; Ascomycota; Dothideomycetes; Mytilinidiales; Mytilinidiaceae. The record is from RefSeq and is a predicted model, not a curated record. The coding region runs from base 1 to 1692 and encodes 563 amino acids. The transcript is spliced from 2 exons.